Molecule: messenger RNA, 1654 nt
Organism: Salvia miltiorrhiza (redroot sage)
Lineage: Eukaryota; Viridiplantae; Streptophyta; Magnoliopsida; Lamiales; Lamiaceae
Exons: 13
Coding region: 100-1107 (335 amino acids)
Biological process (GO): protein targeting to membrane; peptidyl-L-cysteine S-palmitoylation
Cellular component (GO): Golgi apparatus; endoplasmic reticulum
Molecular function (GO): protein-cysteine S-palmitoyltransferase activity
Source: RefSeq, a predicted model, not a curated record
AAACCUCUCUUUGUAAUUGUAAUUUCACCUUAACAAAAUACUGUAGUAUCGAAGAGCAACGAAAUUGAAUUUCUCAAUCAGAACUCUAAUUUUGACGAAAUGUUAGAAGCAGAAGAAGAAAUUAUCCUGCGCCACAAUCCAAAAUGGAAGAAACCUUCCAUAAUUAGUUUUUUGGUUUCCUUCAUCUCAGUUUCUUUCACACAAUUCUCCUUUUCUUUGCUCUCUCUCUUCCUCCCUACUUCAUCCUUUCUCUCUCUUCUUCCUCUCUCAGCUGUAUUGCUCGUAGUUGUGAUGGGGAUGGUGAGAUUGUGCAAGAGGGUUACUGGAGUGAGGGCUUCGGCGCCGGCUUUUGUCUUCUUCAGCAUUCUUUUCGUCUGGGCUAUUUACAUAUAUGUGGUUCGCCGAGUUAUUUCAUCUUUCUUGGACAUUGUAAUGAACAUGGAAAUCAUCAUGGUGUUAAUCGGCCUAUGCCGUAUUAUGUUAUUGGACCCUGGCUUUUUAGCCCAUCAUUCUCGCGCUCACCUAUAUGUCCAGAAUUCUAUUGACGAAAUUGAAUCCCAGGGAGAGGAGUUGAAAGUUUCACCUUCUGUUGCACAUCAAGAGUCCCAAGCUGAAGAAGCAUUUACAAGAUACAGGAGGGUAAGAUAUUGCAGGUACUGCAAGAAUUAUGUUAUGGGAUUCGACCAUCAUUGUCCAGCAUUUGGAAACUGUAUAGGUAAAAGAAAUCAUGCUCUUUUUAUAGUGCUCAUUGUUGGUUUUGCGAUAUCUGAGGCUUCUUUUGUAGUAUGUGCUUCUCAGUUUACAACCAAGUCUGAGACCUCAAAAGAUGUUGGAGAGAAGGCUCUUACAUCCAGAAAUUUGGUUGUUGGUACAUCAUUGUUUUGCGUGAUUCAAGUGCUUUGGCAGGUGGUAUUCAUAAUUUGGCACGUCUAUUGCGCAUGUUUUAACAUCAAAACCGACGAAUGGAUCAAUUGGAAAAAAUAUCCAGAAUUCCAGAGUAAAGUCGUACCCCAUGAGGGCCAGCCCCAGCCCGACGUACAAUUCAUUAACCCUUACGACAAAGGAAUUAUAGGAAAUCUGAAGGAGUUCUUUACAGCAAAUGGAUAGCUUGCUUGCAGAUUGGGAUCAUCAUCCAUCGAAAGCUCUUAGCAUAUCGAUCUUUUACGUAGUGCAUAAAGCUAAAACGGGAAAGCCCGUCACACUUGUCAUGGAGACCGACCCUUCAAACUUCAGGAACGGAUGAUGCCCGAUCGUGAUGAGGUUCGUAAAUCCAUGAAACUGGGGGUUGGAUGUUUUUCACCGUUGAGGCGGACAUCGUUGGACGGACUCGUAGGCCGAUGCUCGAUCCAAUGCGGACAAAUAAGUCAGUUAUGAAUCGAAUCAAAGGUGCAAUGCCUUCAAAACAACACAUACUUUUGUAGUCCCCUUGAAUGAAUCAUUCAAGAAUUGGCAUUUAUUGAAUCUUUACGAGUCUUGUUUUUUUCCUAUCAUUUCUUGCACAGGUAAGCCCCAUGGCGACAUGGAGACGCUGACAGGCUGCAAUUUGUGGAAGAGUUUUAUUUGUUUUGCGUGUUGCAAAUUGUAACAGCAACGAGUUUUAAAGAACAAGUGUAUUUUCGAAGAUAUCUUUUUCGGAAAAUUCCACUUUAUAUCC